This is a messenger RNA of Trichomycterus rosablanca, 3420 nucleotides long. RefSeq names its product otoancorin (gene otoa). Gene Ontology annotation, cellular component: stereocilium tip; cell surface; kinocilium. The transcript has 27 exons. Gene Ontology annotation, biological process: cell-matrix adhesion. The coding region runs from base 1 to 3420 and encodes 1139 amino acids. The record is from RefSeq and is a predicted model, not a curated record. NCBI's taxonomy places the organism in Eukaryota, Metazoa, Chordata, Actinopteri, Siluriformes, Trichomycteridae.
AUGUCCCAGGGCUUACCACCACCACCAGGAUUUCCUCCAGAGCCUCAGGACUUCAAGGAAAAUGCCCAAAAGAUGAUGAUGGAGUGCUCCAAAAAAGGUUUUGCACCACCCAUUUUUAAGGACUCCUUACUAAACAACAUUCUUCCAAAACAAGUGUCAGGAAACCCCAUCCCAGUGUUUUCUGGUCUUCUUUCUUCUCUACCUGCUCUGUUUUCCUCUGUACCUCGCACCACCGUGAGACCUGAGCUGGACCCUGCAUCGGUCCUCACAGAAAAAGUCUGGAACUCUACUAACCUGACACAAAUGAUUGAGCCCAUGAUGAACAACACAGACAAAUCUAACUGUUUUAUACGAGCUCUGGUGGCCCCUCAGUCCUGGAUGACCAUUGUAACGAAUGCUACACAGCUUGAUGUAGGGAAUCUCAAAAAACUUCUGUGGGGAGCUAGACCUUUCCUGGAGACAUCAUCUACUCCAUUAGUGCUACCACAGACAGUGCAGAUGCCCCAACUUGCUGAAAUAAUGAAAAUGUUCAAUGACAUAUUUAGCUCUUUGACUGAAAGGCAACAGGAUCAAGUCAGACAGUGGAUGAAAGAUAAAGUGAUAGACAAUGACCCCAGCUGUAAGCUAAACCAAAGUCGUUCUGUUCUCUCCAGCAUCCUUACUCCAAUGCUCCCAGUAAAACCUGGACUCUUUAAUCCAUUAUCUGAUGGCUGUCCUCCAAAAAUGCCUUGGCUGAAAGCUGAUUCACUUAAGAUUAUGGGACGUUUUGUUUCACAACUGCCUGUUGAUGAAGUAAAGGCCAUCCCUACAGACGAGCUGUGUAAGUUUUUCCAAACCCCUGAGUUCCUGCAAUCCUUUAGCAAUGUGGGCAAGAUGAACACUGGGACUGGCCGGAUAUUUCUGCAACGACUCAAACUAGAGUGCCUCAAACAGAAUUUUUUAAACCAGUUAGACAGGCUUGGAAGUCUACUCUGUUUCCUUGAUGACACCCAGGGCUUGAAUGACACAUUAAGUAAGAAGCUGCUGUCCCAACUAGGAGAUUGUGAUAACUCUGGUAACGACAUGAUCAAAAGAGAGUUGGUGAAGAAGUUAACAGUGGAUUUCUUGGCUCCUCCCACCCCUGAGCUUCUACAGUCUCUGGGCUUCGGUGUGUCCAUCCUCCCUCCGUCCAAGCUGUCCAACUGUAGCUUCGACGCCCUAAAUAAAUCUAUGUUUAACCUGCGUCAGGCCGACUGGAACCCAGCUCAGGCCAAAAUCCUGGCCCAAAAACUCCUGCAAACGACUAAGAAUAUCACUGGUGAAAAUCUACUGUUCCUGGGCUCCAUGGUGAGAGGAGUAGACAGUGAGGCACUCAAGAAGGUCAAAGCACAAGGACUGCUGGGAAAUGAUGGCCUGAAAAACAUAAGUGAGAAGAUGUCUUGUUUACAGAAAAAGUCACUGCUGCUGGGGAUGUGUGCUGAUGCAAAUGCAACUAAUAUAGUGAGGGAGGUUCCAAACGCUCUCGUCCCAUUUCUUUCUCUCUCCACUCUGGACAAAGCAAACCUCACUUCUGUGGACCAGCUGGGUGGUCGUAGCUGGUCCCGCACACAGUCCCUAUACCUCGUAAAGAAGCUUGUGGGUAAUGGAAUCAAACCUGAACAAGUAAGAAAGCUGGGCCAGGCUGUGCAGGGUUUGACCUGCCAAAUGAUCGAAGAUGUCAGUCAAAGUGAUUCCUUGGAAGUAACUCAAACACUUGCCAAUUCUCAAAAUAUGCUCUCUAGAACACAGAUACGCUGCAUGGCUCUCAAACUGUUCCAGAGUUUGGAAGCACAGAGGCCCCUAUAUUUCACGACAGUUAGCGACUCAGAGCUACAGGCUAUUCCAGCUUCUUUGCUCAUUCACCUCCCUGCACAGGCGAUUCAAGGACUCCCAGCCGCUGUGUGUCCUCGUUUCCUGGAGAAAAUGAAUCAAGCAAACCUCUCCUCCCUACCUAACAGGGCACCAUCAAGGCUGGAACUCAAAAACAAAGCACUAAGCUGUCUGGGCAAGAGUCCAGCUGACCUGUCAGCAGCGGAAGUCUUAUAUUUGGGACCUCUUGUAUGUGAGGUGGACCCGACCUGGAUCUCAUCUCUGAACGCUCUAGCUCUUAACUCCACUCUGCAGGCACUGGCAACCUGCAAACACAUCCCCAGACCUAACAGAGAACCCCUGUUCCAACUGCUCACGAAAACCUAUGGAGAUCCAUCUACCUGGUCAGAAGAAGUCAUGAAAUCAUUGGGACCCCUCAUCUUACUGAAUGAAACCGCCCUAGAGAUGAUGCCUUCGAAAACCUGGCUAAAAGCAUCUCUGUCGGAACUGCUGGACGGCAUGGCGCCACAGGCUGACCCUUUGGCUCCAGAGGAAUUCCGCUCCUGGGCAGAUCCUAUGGCCCUGCAACGCAAACUGUUCCAGCUUACAACUACAAGUCCCCAGCUGAGGCGCAAAAGAGCCGCUACACUGUCCUCUAUGUUAGCCCCUACUUUGGCAGUGAUUGAGGAACUGGGGAGAGCAAACACGUUCUGGAGCCCUGUUCAGCUGACCAACAUGACAGUCCAGACGUUCCGAGAUGGCAUGUCUAUCCUGGGAGGGAUAAGAAACUUUAGUGCAGAGCAACUGGUGGCACUAAGAAACAAAGCCAUAGAGGCAUGGGGUGAUGUAACAAAGCUGAAUGAAUCUAAGAUUUUGGAGAUGGGCUGUGUGUCUGUGAGUUUUGAUCCUAAACAGCUCCAGAGCUUUAACAUUACCUCAAUGGACACUAUGGAAGUUCUAUCCCCAUGCCAAUGGAACCAAAUGCAGGCGGAAGCCAUCUGGUGGGGUUUUACGAACAGAACUGGAAUACGUGCAUCUAAACUCGGAGCGGUUGAUAUGUCAGGCCUGGGUAACUUUAUCUGUGGACUGCAGCCUAACGAGACAGAGCAGCUCAGUACCACAGAGUUCAAAGAUGCAGUGGUGGAUGUAGGCAAAGCCCAGUGUCCUCCGAACAUCAUGGAAUGUCUGAAGAAAAAAGCCAUUGCUGCCUUCGGUGAUCCAAAAGGCUGGGUGGAAGCUGACAUCAGUGCCAUGGGCAACAUAAUUGCUGCCCUGAAUGCCUCUGAGCUAGCCAGUCUGAAACCCUCAGUUCUGCCAUUGAUCUCUCCAUCUGCCAUUUCUCUUAUCCCUCCUGACCGCCUGUCAGUGCUGUCAUUAAGUCAGCUGAGGGCUUUGGGACCAGACAAUGCUGCGGCUCUAACACAGUCCCAGCGUGCUGCAUUGGGAGUAGAGCAAAGAGCCGCUGUGGAUGAAUCAAUCGGAGUAAGGUCUUCAACCCCAGUGCCAAAUGGAGUGGCACCAAAGCAGAGCAUGGUGGGAAUUGUUGUUCUUCUGCAGCCACUUAUCCUGCUGUUGCUGGGAUAUAUUCUCUAA